Messenger RNA from Plectropomus leopardus (leopard coralgrouper), 3198 nucleotides. RefSeq names its product RAS and EF-hand domain containing 2 (gene rasef2). NCBI's taxonomy places the organism in Eukaryota, Metazoa, Chordata, Actinopteri, Perciformes, Serranidae. The record is from RefSeq and is a predicted model, not a curated record. Gene Ontology annotation, molecular function: GTP binding; calcium ion binding; GTPase activity.
CACACAGGGAUGACAUCUAACCCGGGUAAAAGCCAAGUCAUUGUAAAUUUAGACUGAAUCCAGGUAGGAAGUGUCACACUGGCUCCAUUGAUUUGGAUGAUACCGCCUACACUGAGAUCCGGACCGAUGAGUGUCUCUGCACUCCCUGCGUGAGAACUUUGAUCAGACUUUCAUUGCGGCUUUUAUUUUGGCAGCCGAAAUCGGUUCGUGGAGCGGGGUUGCAUUUUAACAACCAAUUUUUUAUGCACUGUGUGUUUUCAUUCUUUCAAAUAUGGACCGACCCAGCCUUCGGAGGUUGUUUUCCGCCUGUGAUGUGAACAAAUCUGGGAAUAUCGAGUACGAGGACUUCACCGUUGUCUGCCGCGAGCUCAACGUCCCCGAAACUGAGAUCCGAACUCUGUUUAACAAGUUCGACGCGGAUGAGGACGGAUACAUUGACUACAGCAUGUUUUUCUCCCGGUUUCAGGAGGUUUCAGAGACUCUGGACUUGGCGUCUUUUGGUGCAGGAUUGUCCCAAAACCAAGGCUGUCCGUGGGAAGAGUUUAUCGGCAGGAUAGAUGCGGCGGCUCUCCUCUCUGAGAGUCUCAGGGAGCAGCUGGCUGAUCUUUACCAGGCUAUUCACUCCUCUGCAAACAUGACUCUGCUGCAGCAGUAUGAGGAAAUCAUCCACUCUCUCAUCAGUCAAACCCUGGAGAACAGAUUGGAGUGUGAGCAGCUGGAGACCAGCAUAAAGCGAGCUGAGGAGAUGAACAACAGUCAGCUGACGCAGCUGGAGGACGAUAUACAGCGGCAGCUUGCCAGCGCAGAGGAGAGGGUGAGAGACGAGGAGCGUAAGAAAAUGGAGGAAGUUACGGCAACGAUGCAGAGGAAGCAUGAGAAUGUUGUCACAGACCUGCGUGCAGCUGUGGACAGACUCUUAAAGAGCCGAGAGGACUCUGACUUCAGCCACUCAAAGGAGGAGGUGACCAGACUGAACCAGCAGAUCAGUGAUCUCUCACAGGAAAAUGAGGAGCUGCGGACGUCUCUGCUACAAGCCCAGACGGACAUCGCCAUCCUGCACUCAGAGCUGGACAAGCUGAAGAACAUGUACGCAGACCAGAGAGCUCAACAUGAAAGAGAAACAGAGGAGCUGAAGAGGAUGGUUAUGGAAUACCAGUCAUAUUCCAACCAGAUCCAGAUUCUCCAGGAAACGAACAAGAAGCUGUAUGACAGUAAUGACGGGCUGCGCUCUGCGUUAGCCAGUGAAGCCGUCGCAGCCAAAAGAAGGCUGUCUCCCCAAAAUGAAAUCCCGGCUCGACGGAUGAAGCCCCUCCGGCAGAGUACACUCAACCGUGGCAGCUCGGAGCCAGAUCCCCGCAAAAUGAUCUACUCUCAUGUGGCCACCUGGGCUGAUAAGUACCUGGACAGCGGAGUGUCGCUGCCCAUGGACACAGCCGAGAGCUCAGGCAGUGAUUACGACAGCGACGACAGCAGGGAAUCAGUGGAGACCGUGCACCACAGUUACUCUUAUGUCCCGUCUGAUGUGGAGAUAUCAGAGGUGAAAUCUGAAGCCACAGUAUCGAUGGCUCCCAGCAAAGCGAGCUCUAUUGCAUCAUCCCUACGAAGACGUUUAUCUGCAUUUUCCACAAAGCCUUUAGAAGCAGACAUGAAUCAGUCAGAGGAACCUGCUCCGAUGUACCGUCUGGUUUUAGCCGGAGACGCAGGAUCUGGAAAGUCCAGCUUCCUGCUGAGAUUGACACUCAACGAGUUCAGGGGAGACAUCCAGACGACGCUGGGAGUUGACUUCCAAAUAAAGAAGAUGCUGGUGGAUGGAGAGACGACAAGCCUGCAGAUAUGGGACACAGCUGGGCAGGAGAGGUUUCGCAGUAUUGCCAGGUCUUAUUUCCGUAAAGCUCACGGAGUCCUGCUUCUCUACGAUGUCACUUCAGAAAGCAGCUUCCUUAAUGUCAGAGCGUGGGUGGAUCAGAUUCAGGAUUCAACAGAGGAGAAAAUCCCCAUGUGUGUUAUUGGAAACAAGGUGGACCUCCGCGAGCAGCUUCCAGAGCGGAGCUGUGUGAGCAGUUUGCACGGAGAGAAGUUGGCCAAGGCAUACGGUGCCUUGUUCUGCGAAACGAGUGCCAAAGAGGGAACCAACGUCGUGGAGACUGUGCUUCAUCUAGCGAGAGAAGUAAAGAAAAAUGUCAAACUAAGGCGUCAGUCAGACUCUCAGGUCAAACUGAGUCAAUCCAACACGAAGAAGACUCUUAACGCCUGCUGUGGACUGUAGAUGCUUGGUAUCAGACACCGCGGGGCGAUCAAGUGAUUUCUAUUUUGCAAUGAAGAACAUAACUUUCUUACAUAUUUUAACCUGUCGAAUAUUUAACUCUCAGAUCAAAAUUGCACAUAUAUUGCAUGUAAUAUUAUCAUGCUUGUAUUUGUCUUAGAUUUUGUAUUUUUUUAUUAACGCCUUGACUUAGAUUAAAGUUAGUUUUUAGUUGUCAGACAAAAACAAUAGUCUUUUUAAAUGAAUGCACUUUUUGAACGUUUUUAUUAAGCAUCAGUUUAAGCAAUAUGACAUCGUAGUUUCAAAGCUUUCAGUUAUUGGAGCACUGAUAAUCCCUGUAUCAUUAGUUCUUUUUAUUUUUCAAUUGAGAAUUCAAAAUUGGAAUAUGAAAAAAAUGGGCCAGAUUUUAUUAAUUUGUCCCCAAAAGUUAACUUUUGUGUGUUUUUUGAUGCAGUGUUUAGGAGACUAAACACCACAAAAGAUAAAAUGUAAUGCCUUAACUUAAUCAUACAGUUAGCUGGCAGACAAAUAGCAAACAUUUCAGUGGCUUACUCAGUUUGCAAAUAGCCUGUUUGGGAUGGGGACAGUGGUUAGCUAGCUAGCUACCGCAUGUAGCUCACUGUAGAUUGCAAAGGCUGCAACAGUUUGUCACUUAUGAUGCAGCAUAGAUUCAUAUAAUUGCAAGAAAAUGAUUCCACUUUACUGAACACAUACAAUGGUAAUUUAUGACACAGCAUGGACUGUUAUAUCACACCAUGAGUCCUUACUACAGUUGAUUGUUGAUGUGUGAAUAAGUGAGUAUAAAUGUUCAUAAUACAUUAUAAGCCCCAGCAUUCAACCUAGUUUAGUCAAGAGCAUCCAUAAGACACUUUCCACUUAUUAAUCAUUAUAUGUCAAAUCUAUAAUGGUUUAUGACUGUUGAUAUCGAUAUAGUG